Molecule: messenger RNA, 498 nt
Organism: Benincasa hispida (wax gourd)
Lineage: Eukaryota; Viridiplantae; Streptophyta; Magnoliopsida; Cucurbitales; Cucurbitaceae
Source: RefSeq, a predicted model, not a curated record
AUGGAGCCUGGUCCUUUUAAUCUUGUACAAUUAUACCAGCAAAAUACGCAUUGUUCACAAUCAGUAUGGAAUAGUUCUUCCACUGUAGUGUUGAGUUGUCGGAGAAGGGAGGUGAUUACACAACAUACUAUCCCAUUUGAUCACUGCAUUAUUCCCUAUGUUCAGCAGGCAGGUUUUCUUGGAGUUGCACAAAUUGGUUUUAUCCAGCUUGAUUGGCACCUUAUUACUGCUCUAGUUGAGUGUUGGAGACCAGAAACCCACACAUUUCACCUGCCUUGUGGUGAAUGUACGAUCACGCUGCAGGAUGUUGCCAUACAAUUUGGGUUACGAGUGGACGACCAACCAUUAACAGGUUCACUACAGUAUGACUGGAACAACGUUUGUGAAGAACUCUUAGGCGUUCUACCAAAUGAUCUAAAAGGAUCAAGAUUGAAUAUCCUGGUUGGCGUCCCAAUUUCCAGAAUUACCUCCCGAUGUCGACGACAUCAGCAUAUGUAG